AUGAGAAGCUUUGAGGGUUAUGGCGAAGACACCGCAAAAUAUCUGCAAUAUGAACCAGCCAAUGAGGAAGAUGGAACUCAACUCCUUGAUAUGAAAUCUGAUCUUAAAGAAAGUUCUUCAGCGCAGAGAGCUAGUCUCGCAUCCUUUCGAAAUGAGGACCUACCUUGCAUCAUCAACAAAAUGCCCGCCGAGAUAAUCAUAACGAUUGUGCGCGAGCUUACGCCUUGUAUGCGUGUCUGUCUCGGAGUUACGUGUAAAUUUAUGUACCAGUACUUCAAAUACGUCAACCCGAAGCUAGUCGACUUAUCUGAGAAAGCGGGCUCUGGAUUUCAGAAUAAGCCUCUCCAUAUGCUUCUCAAUACUUGGAUCGGCCCCCAGUAUCGCCACGGAGUUUUUAUACCCCAUCAUUUUCUUCUUAAAUCCGUGUAUGGUCAGUCGUAUAAACUACCAGCUGGUGAGAAGGAAUUUGAUUUGGCGAAGAGAUAUAUCGAUCAUCUUGAAUCCAUCAAGCAAGAUAAAACAGGGAGCAUCUAUCCAUUUGUACUGCCAAACCCAUGCAACAAAGGGGACAGUUGGAAUGAAGAAGCUCUCGAAGUCAUGAGGGAAGAUCUGAAAUCACGCAUUCAUGAUGUCAAUCCAUGGUUCCAUUGUUGGUUUCACUUUCAUGUGUUUUGCUCCGGUAAACAUGGGUAUUAUGAACAUCUGCUUGAAUGGCGAAGGGCAUGGAUCCCAGAAAUGGUUUGGUCAAAUUAUUCUGAGUGGAGGGAAAUGAUAGGGUUUUGA
Botrytis deweyae is the source of this 783-nucleotide messenger RNA. RefSeq lists its product as uncharacterized. NCBI's taxonomy places the organism in Eukaryota, Fungi, Ascomycota, Leotiomycetes, Helotiales, Sclerotiniaceae. The transcript is spliced from 2 exons. The record is from RefSeq and is a predicted model, not a curated record. Bases 1 to 783 code for a protein of 260 amino acids.